Molecule: messenger RNA, 1083 nt
Organism: Momordica charantia (bitter melon)
Lineage: Eukaryota; Viridiplantae; Streptophyta; Magnoliopsida; Cucurbitales; Cucurbitaceae
Source: RefSeq, a predicted model, not a curated record
AAAUCCACCACCAAACACUCCCAAAUUACCAGAAGAAUAAUUUCCACCGUAGAAAUCCAAUCGCAAACCAAUCCAUUUUUCUUUUUCAUUCGAGCGAUUAAUUUAGAAAUCGAGAGACGAAAUUGAUCGAGGAACAGAAAUGGUGAAUCCGCGAACAGACAAGCUGCUGAGAAGAACAACUAUGGUGGCCACGGUUACUGCUUCAUACUUUCUCUUAACCGCCGACUAUGGCCCUCAACCCAAUUUUCUCGAUCCCAUCCAAAAGUUUAUACUGUCAGCAGAAAGUUCUGUUAAGGGUUUCAUCUUUGGAUCAAAUAAUCAAUCUCAAGAAAGUCAAAGAGAGAAGCUGGGCUCCAAUGGUGUCAAGGACCAACCGUAAUACAUAGACCCCCAGGUUUAGUUACGGUUUUAUGUGUGUGUAUAUCUUGAAUCUGCAGUUUUUUUAUUAUACAUUUCCUAAAACUUAGGUUGAGAUAGAGCAUGGGUAGACCUUUUUGUUGAAGUCAAAUAGUGCAGUUUGUCAGAUGCUGAGAUGUUUAAUGAAUUGGUUAUUACCAAUAUCGUCAAGCAUUAAUUUCAGAGCUUCAAAUUACUUACCUAAAGCAUAUUUUCGGGUCAGUUGUGGGUUCAUUGUCUUCCUUUGAUUACUUAAGAAGGCAUCUGAUGACUGAUGUUAUAUUCAGGUUCUUUAUGAAAGAUCUCCUAUAGUUGUCCACAAAUCCUGUAAAAAGAAAUUAACAUUAUUCUGUUUUCGGAGUUUGGGAGUUUCACUCUCACAUUUGAAUUUCUAGACCACCUAUUCUCCUGAUGUGAUUUUGUGCUGAAAUGGAGGAUGGCUAUCCUAAACACUUUUGGAAUUUAAUGGUGCUUCCCCAAAACAAUCAAAGAGCCUCUUAUUCAGACUUUACGUGGGAAACCUUUCAAAGGAAAGAGAGAAAUUCUUUGGAACAAUGUUAUCAAGGUCUUCCUUGAGAAUUUUGGCUAGAAAUAAAUAGAACUUUUCAAGAUAGUUGUAUGGACGACUACUUAUUUUGGGCAAGGGUGGUAGCCCAAGAUUGGAAAUGAAGUUUUCUUUGUAAAACA